AUGUCGGGCUCGGAGCAGCGGCCGCCAGCAGGCCAUGUCCGGCUGGAUAGCAGACCUAUAUUACCCACCACAGAUGGAAAUGAGAACAUCACAGAAGUAGAUGCAUUCGAUAUAAGCAGACAUUCACUUGAUCCUGCAGUGGAAUACAAAAUGAACCACCAAAGAAGAGGAGUUGCAUUAAUCUUCAAUCACGAGCACUUCUUUUGGCGUUUAAUGCUGACAGACAGACGUGGGACUAUGACAGACAGAAACAACCUGAAACGCAGUUUGACAGACCUUGGAUUUGAAGUCAGACUUUUUGAUGAUCUGAAAGCAGAAGAUGUGCAGCAGAAAAUUAGGGAAGCCUCUCUGGAUGACCACAGCAAUGCUGACUGCUUUGUCUGUGUGUUCCUGAGUCACGGUGUAGAUGAUCACAUUUAUGCAUAUAAUGACAAGAUCAAAAUUCAGACAAUCACAGACAUGUUCAGAGGAGACAAGUGCCAGAGUUUGGUAGGAAAACCAAAGAUAUUUAUCAUUCAGGCCUGUCGAGGUGAUAAACAUGAUGAUGCAGUCAUUGCUCAUGAUUCAACAGACAGCAGCAGUGAAUCCCUUGUCAAUGAGACUGAAGUGGAUGCAGCUAGUGUCUAUACUCUGCCGGCUGGUGCAGACUUUAUCAUGUGCUACUCUGUGGCACAAGGCUACUAUUCUCAUCGUGAAAUUGUAAAUGGCUCCUGGUACAUCCAGGAUUUGUGUGAGACCCUUGGGAAGCACGGAUCUUCCUUGGAGUUCACAGAACUACUUACUGUUGUUAACAGGAAAGUAUCGCAUCGCAGAGUGGGCAUGUGCAAAAACACUAAUGCUAUAGGGAAGAAACAGAUGCCUUGUUUUACCUCAAUGUUAACUAAAAAACUGUAUUUUCAUCCAAAGUCUCAGUAG
Molecule: messenger RNA, 915 nt
Organism: Cinclus cinclus
Lineage: Eukaryota; Metazoa; Chordata; Aves; Passeriformes; Cinclidae
Gene: CASP6
Product: caspase 6
Exons: 8
Coding region: 1-915 (304 amino acids)
Biological process (GO): proteolysis; apoptotic process
Cellular component (GO): cytoplasm
Source: RefSeq, a predicted model, not a curated record